This is a messenger RNA of Trichobilharzia regenti, 762 nucleotides long. NCBI's taxonomy places the organism in Eukaryota, Metazoa, Platyhelminthes, Trematoda, Strigeidida, Schistosomatidae. The record is from the annotation of a GenBank genome assembly.
CUGUAGGUGAGCGUUGUAUUUUCAGCACGGACGAGAUAUUCCGCUAUAAAUAACCUAAGGUCUUGAGUUUUCUGCUUCGAAGUAUUGUGAGACAAUAUAAAACCUCAAAACAAAAUACAAUGAAGUUCUCCGUAGUGUUGAUUUGUAUACUGCAGUUGAUAGUAGUCAGAUCACAAAGCGAUUCUGUGGAGGAGACCACUCCAGAGAUUACAAUUAUGGAGGAGACCACCCCAGAGAUUACAACUAUGGAGGAGACCACUCCAGAGAUUACAAUUAUGGAGGAGACCACCCCAGAGAUUAUAACUAUGGGUGAAACAACUCCCGAGAUUACAAUUAGGGGUGAAACAACUCCUGGAGAUGAAACUGAGAAUACAAUGAUAUCUACGAUGGAUACUUCUACUACAACGCAGAAGCCUGACGACUCUAAACAUAAACGCGGUUUAGGAGCAGGAAUAAUUGUGGCCAUUGUAUUCGGCUGUCUCGCAGGAAUCGCAAUUAUCGGUGCAAUAAUCUACUUUGUUCGACAGUGGUUAUCAUCCAGAUAAUAUGCGAUGUUGAGAAUUUUGUCCCAUAAUAAUGGUCGAUGACUUAUAUGUUUUUAUUUUGUAAUAUUUUGAUUGACACUUGAUCAGCUUUAGAUAAGUCAAAUUCCUGUUUUCUUAAACAACUACCCCUUUUAUUUCAGUGUGUGUAUUAUUAGUUUUACUUCUGUAGAAUCGUUAUUAGUAAAUGUAAUACAAACCUAUCAUAUUUUUUUCUUGA